UGGGGCGGAGUCAGGGUUGGGCUAGAGUCAGGGUUGGGGCGGAGUCAGUGUUUGGGAUGGAGUCAGUAUUUUGGGUGGAGUCAGUGUUUGGGGCGGAGUCAGGGUCUGAGUCAUGGUGUCUGAUGAUACUGUAGUAUCUAAUCCAUCAUCAUUACAGCUUUCUGCCUGUCUGUGUCUCUCUCCAUGCAGUGUGUGUGUGUGUGUGUGUGUGCGCGCGCGCGUGUGUGUGUGUGUGUGUGUGUGUGUAUUUUCCCUGCAGAGGGGAGAAUAUAUUUAGCUGAAUCCUAAACAUUUCCCUGCCAUCUGAUUGGCUCAGCUGCUGUCACUCUACAGGAAGAAGGCAGGACACAGUUUACAGUUCUCUCUAAGGGAUUGUGUUGUCUGCCAAAUUUAACCCCCGACACACACACACACACACACACUCACUUACACAGACACACUCACUCACACACACUCACACUCAUUCACACACUCACUCACUCACACACACUCUCACUCACAGCGUGUUUAUUAGCGAGUGGUUAUAGCUUGUAGCUUCAGUGUGUUGUUGCUCUGUGUUAAUGAGAGGUUUCACCUGUGUGUAGAUGUGUGUGUUGAGACUUCCAUGCUUGAUGUGAACAUAUGGUGAAGACUGUGUGUAAAUAGUCAUGGGGGAUUGGAGCUCGUUGGGGAAAUUGUUGGAGAGCGCUCAGGAGCACUCCACCGUGGUGGGGAAGGUGUGGCUCUCUGUGCUCUUCAUCUUCAGGAUCCUGGUCCUGGGAGAAAGUGGGGGUGACGAGCAGUCGGGUUUCACCUGCGACACCAAGCAGCCCGGUUGUCAAAACGUCUGCUACGACCGCACCUUCCCCAUCUCGCACAUCCGUUUCUGGGUCAUGCAGAUCAUCUUCGUGUCUGUGCCCACGCUUAUCUACCUGGGACACAUCCUGCACCUGCUGCGCAUGGAGGACAAGCAGAAGCGUCUGGAUCAGGAGGGAGCUGGGAAAGCAGGGAAGGUCCCGGCAAUGAUUCGGGACGAACAGGGGAAGAUCCGGCUGCAGGGGGCGCUGCUUCGCACGUACGUGCUCAAUGUCAUUUUCAAAACGCUGCUGGAGGUGGGCUUCUUGGUGGCGCAGUACUUCCUGUACGGCUUUGAGCUCAAGCCCAUGUACACGUGCAGCAGCUGGCCGUGUCCCAAUACCGUAAACUGCUACAUCUCGCGCCCUACGGAGAAAACCAUCUUCAUCCUGUUCAUGCUAGCAGUAGCGUGUGUAUCACUUCUCCUAAAUUUAGUGGAGAUGUACCAUCUUGGCUUCACUAAGUGUCGCCAGGGUCUCCGCUAUCGCCGUUCCCUCUCUGAUUCUUCCUCCAAAACGCCCAGCGAGGAAGCUGUCAUUCCAUUUGUUGCCAGUUACCCCUAUUUCCCCGCCCACGCCCCGCCCCCUGAGCAUCAGUACAAACUCCCAGACACUGAUGGCGCGUUUCCCGCGUACGGCAGUCGCUCCGCCCACAAACAGAACAACGAUAAUCUUGCCGUGGAGCGCAUCACCACGGAGACAAAACCCGACCCUGCGGAAACCAAACCUGAUGAAACCAGGAUGAAGAAAACCUCAAGCUCCGCCCCCGGAUCUCCAUAUUACCAGCGCAGGCCGAGCUAUGCUAGUCGCUAUAGCAACAACAAGAGCAGACUGGAUGAUCUGAAGAUUUGAGGAGGAGAAAAAAUGGAAUAAAAGAGAAUAAACAACUGAUACAAGAGCACACACACACACACACUCACUCACACACACACACACUCAUUCACACACACACACACACACACACACACACACACACACACUGUCCCCUACUGUAUCUGAUAAAUACCAGCAUUUCCUACAAACAUUUGGAAAUCUGUUAGCAUUAGCCACUACAGAUAACGCACCAGCUAAAUGUGGCUAAUGUUACAGCGUUAGCUUGAAUACUAAUGUACUAACUGACUAGCUGUUGUGGUUUUUCAGAGAUGAGUGUGAUUUUUUUAUGGGUGAAAUGACAGCAGUAAAAGUGUUAGGAACUCAGACAUCUAAAUUUCAUGAUGAAAGUGUGAGAGUUUUCAUCCCUGUGAGAAGAUCAGAGAGAAGUUCCUCUCACUGAACUGGUGCCACAGUUAGCGUUUACUAGUGCGCUAGCGUUUACCUCACCGCUAGUGUACAAACUGUAGCCUAUAUCACUGUUUACUAGCAUUUGACAUAUUGCUACUGUAUUAGCAUUAGCUUUUGUUUUUGUUUAACAUUUGUCAGCAUUCAGCAUCUGCAUUGUCCUUCUUCAGUUGAACCAGGAUUUGUCACAGUGCUACUGUACUAGCACUAGCAUUUGCACUACUACAGAAUGUACCACACUGCUAAAAUGUUUUCAUUAGCAUUACACCUAUCAUACUAGUAUUAGACUUACUGUUAGUGUACAAGCAAUCUUUAUCCUGCCAAUAAACUGACAUUAGCCUUGCUGCUAUUUUACUACCAGUUUUUAUUCUGUUAUUGUGCUAGCAUUAGUCUUUGUUCUAGUUUUUCAAUAUUUGUCACGUUGCUAAUUUACAAGCCUUAGCAUUUCUCAGAGUUUACUAAAGCUAACCAUGCUGCUAAUGUGCUAACUGUCUUGCUGCCAGUUUAACAGAAAUAUUUCCUACUGCUAAUGUACUAGUAAUAGCCUUUUAUCAAGUUUACCAGAAUUUUUCAUGCAACUUAUUUACUAGCAUUUUUUAGUUCUGGUUUAUAAGCACCAAAAUUAGAACUGUCCCUGGUUCAUCGUUUGCAUUAGCUGUAAUGCUAAUGGGACAUUAAGAGUAAUGUUAAAAUGCUGUUCUUUUCUCUCUCUCUCUCUCUCUCUCUCUUUUUGUUAAUAUGAGGUGUAAUUUGGUUGUUGAGUGGUUUAUUUUUGGUUGUGUUUAAAUCAAAUCUUAAUGAAUUGCCAAAUAUUAUUACUGUGCUGUUACUAUAUUUUUACUGUGUACUGUUGCUAUGGUAACCACUGCAGUCUGAGCCAAUGAUUUUCCUGUGUGCUGUAACCUCAUUAAUAAAAUAUGAGUUUCAACCAGA
Molecule: messenger RNA, 3044 nt
Organism: Pangasianodon hypophthalmus (striped catfish)
Lineage: Eukaryota; Metazoa; Chordata; Actinopteri; Siluriformes; Pangasiidae
Gene: gja2
Product: gap junction protein, alpha 2
Biological process (GO): cell communication
Cellular component (GO): connexin complex
Source: RefSeq, a predicted model, not a curated record